Nylanderia fulva is the source of this 1389-nucleotide messenger RNA. RefSeq names its product pre-mRNA-splicing factor Syf2. Gene Ontology annotation, cellular component: Prp19 complex; post-mRNA release spliceosomal complex; catalytic step 2 spliceosome. Lineage: Eukaryota; Metazoa; Arthropoda; Insecta; Hymenoptera; Formicidae. The record is from RefSeq and is a predicted model, not a curated record.
GGCCGAGAGAGCUCCUCGACUCGACGUCGCGUUUCACGCGCGCGCCUUCGCUCCAGUCGAUGCGUCACGGUGUCUCUGUCUUGUCUGUGUCUCUCGCGCGUUGCAUCCGUCCCUUCGUCCGCGCCCUACUCGCGGGAAUCUCGAAAAGCCCGUAGAAAGUGGAGUCUCGAAUCGAACGCAGGAGAGAGAGAGGGAGGAAGCGAUCGGAGGGAAAGGUAUAAAUCGCGCGAAGGCCAGAGGGAUAAAAAGAGAGGCGUCUAUAUGGUAGGAGGGUUGUAUACGAACGUACGAUCCAUCUACCAGAUGAUGAGGAAGCCUGGAAACCUGUAGACUCGGGACUGUAUGUGUGUGUGUGUGUGCUAUCGCGUCCGCAAAGCACCGAGCUUUCGACGAUAAUGGCUCCUUUCGUGGAAUUCGCGAGUCGAGAUCUGGUGACGAAACGUGGUAAUGACAUUUGAGGGACCGAUUUUACCGACAGUCAGCGAUUUACCGGCUGGGAUUGAUUACGUGCUUCUGCGUCUGGAUUUUUCAGAUAUAGAUGACGCUUCUCAGGCUUCUCUGUUGACUUGUCAAAUUGCUCGGUUAUUUUGCUAGUUCGCGAGUUUGCUUGAAAAUCGUAUUUGAAGAUGGAUAAUGCCGCAUCUUCGAGUGCAUCUUCCGUGAAAGCAAAGUACGACGAGAGGAUGAAACGACUCAGGGAACUUCACUCCAAGAGGAAUGAAGCCAGAAUGCAGAAUCACAAGGAAGUUGUAGAGGAAGAUAAGAGGAACAAGCUACCUGCCAACUGGGAGUCUCGCAAGAGACAGGCCGAAUGGAUAAUGCAAGACGAAGCUGCUAGGAAAGAAGCAGAAACUAAAGGUGAAGAUUACGAACGAAUGAAAUUGCUGAAUGUUGACGCCACAGAAGCAGAGAGAAUAGCUAGAAAGAAGAAGAGCAAACAAAAUCCGGACCCAGGUUUCUCAGAUUACGAACAAGCAGCGAUACGAUCAUAUAACAGAUUAGUGAAGAAUAUCAAGCCAAAUAUGGAAGCAUACGAAGAAACAAAGGAAAAGCUAGGACCUGCCUUUUAUGGAGACCGAAAUACGAUAUUACAUGGCUUGCACGAGGAUAAAAAAGAAGCAAUUGACAAAAUGGUCACCAAUCUGGAAAAACAGAUCGCAAAGAGGGAGAAGUAUAGCAGACGUAGAAUGCAUAACGACGACGCGGAUAUCGAUUAUAUUAACGAACGUAAUGCAAAGUUCAAUCAGAAAUUGGAAAGAUUCUACGGCGAAUAUACUCGGGAGACAAAGUUGAAUUUGGAGAGGGGUACGGCUAUAUAAUGUGGCGGAAUGUUGCUACAAUUGUUAUAAAUUACUUUAUAUUUAUACAUAUUAUGCGAUAAUUUUUAUA